This is a messenger RNA of Astrephomene gubernaculifera, 2902 nucleotides long. The record is from the annotation of a GenBank genome assembly. Lineage: Eukaryota; Viridiplantae; Chlorophyta; Chlorophyceae; Chlamydomonadales; Astrephomenaceae.
CUGUUUCAAUGCCGACUAGGGAAAGGACCUAAACAAUAGCCCGGCCCUGGUGGACGGCGACCAUGCCACUGCCAACAGCGUUUUCACGAUCGUCUUACUGCCAAUCGCUUCCUAAGAUAGUAUUUACAACAUUGAUAUGCUUUGCAGUAACACUUUGUCGCUGUCAUAGCGCGGAUCUUCACUAUCAGGCCAAGGAACAUGAAACUACUCAAGGUUCAGAGUAUGCUGCCUCCAACUACCGGAUCCUGGUUGUACCUGUGGCGUGGCGCUCCCGAGCGUACCCGAUGCUCAAGCUAUCCUACGAGCUAGCAGCCCGCGGCCACACUGUUACAGUCAUGAUGUCCCGCGCGUACGAAAAAUGGACGCAUGACAGCUUGCAGGCCUUGGCUCGCGCGCGUGCACGUCGUGCAUCACAUGCUCCAAGCGUGGCCGUACAUGAAGCUGAAGAGGAGCAGCAGCAUGGAAUGAUAGGAAUGCCGGCUUGCCUCUCCCUGGUAUUCCACGACGCAUGGGACAUGGAACGUGAAGGCGAGAAGGUUGUGGGCACGUCACCCAUGGAGCAGUUCCAGUUCGUGAUGGAGAACACACUGGACAGCUGCAAGCGCCUCAUGGCGAACGACACCGUCAACCGAAUGGUCGCGGAGGGGCGGUACGACAUCUACUUUGGCGACCUGGCUGACUUUUGCGGCACCACCCUCGCCGAGUUCUGGCGCCUGCCCCGUGUGGACUUCGACUCGGGGGACUGCCGCGCGGGGGGACACUUCACAGCGUACGGGCAGCCCUUCUCGCCCGCUGUGACGCCCUCCUACAUCGCUCCCGUUCCCUCCAACACCGUACUGGGGUUCAAGGACCGGCUAGCCAACCUGGGCGCCACGGUGCUGCUGCACCUGCUGAUCCACUACAAGGUCAACCCGCGUCUGCAGGGCUUCCGUCGGAGCCUCAACGCAACCUCCUACCUGGCCCUGCUGCCGCCAGAUCACCCCGCGCUGCACGGUCCCGAGGCGGCGGCGGCGGCAGCCCGGGGCUUCCAGCUGCUUCCGCCCUUCGAGUCUACCAUUCAGCGACUGCUGAUGGUGAUUGUGAAUGUGGAUUGGGCGUUCCAUGACGUGCGGUCCGUGGGUCCGCACUUUCAGUUCGUCGGGCCCAUGAAUGCGGACGUGCCGGCUCCGCUGCCGUCUGCGCUGCAUUCCUUUGUGAGCGAGGGCGGGGAUCGCAGUGACCCACGGGUCAUCUACGUGUCGCCCGGCUCCACCUUCAGCUUCGGCGACCCGGGGCAGGCACACCUCAUGCUGGCGCUGCUCUCUCUUCCCGGCCGCUACCGCAUCGUGUGGCGCGCCCGGCCCGCGCACCGCUCGCUGCUGUCCGCCCGCCUGACCGCCCUGGGCCACCCGGGCCUCAUGGAGGUGGCGCAGCAGCCCUCCUCGCCGCCCUCCCCCUCCGCCCGGCUGCUGCUGCUGGACUGGGCGCCCCAGAACGACCUGCUGGGGCAGCCGGGGCUGGCGCUGUUCGUGUCGCACUGCGGAAUCAACGGAGUCAACGAAGCAGUCUUCCAUGGCGUGCCGGUGCUGUGCAUUCCGUCGGUUGCGGAUCAGCCCAUCAAUGCGGCCAUGGUGGUGUCGUACGGCAAUGGACGAGCACUGGAUCUGGCCCGUCUAAAUGCGGCUGACGGCGAGGCGGUUGUACGACAGGAGGUGCUGGAGAUCUUGGGUAACGACUCUUACCGCCUGACCUCCCGGCUGCUGUCCGCCCGCAUGCGGUCCCACCCGCUGCCGCCCGUGCUGCGGGCCGCACACUGGGUGGAGGCGGCGGCUGCGGCGGCGCGUGCGGGACCGCCCGGCUUCCUGGUUCCCGCGGAGGCGCUGCUGCCGUGGUGGCGGCUGGGCUUGGUGGAGGUGUGGGGGCUGGCGGCGGCGGCAGCGGGGGCGCUGGGAUGGGGGUGCUGGGUGGGAGGCGGGAAGAGGAUGGUGCGGGGGGUGUGUGGGCUGGCGGCGAGGUGUCGGGCGGGCGUUAAGGUGAAGGAAGCGUGCAAUGAGCGGCAGAAAUCAGAUUGAUGAGGAGGGGUGUGUGUUUGUGGAUGCGGGCAUGCGCAUUUAGGAGGUGAGAGUGAUUGUCCUGCGUGCAAUAUGAUGCGAGCAUGUAAGAGUGUAUGGUUUCGCUUAGUCGUGUUUGGCUAUGUGUUUGCUGUGUUGUUUGUCCGUUUCGUGACUUUCCAAAAGUAUGCUGAGCUUAGAGCAGGCCUACGUGCAAAACGUGUCAGGAAGCGCGCUGGCACAAGGUAUGCACAGCAUUGCGGUCAAGCUGUGGUUAAUCAUGAUGAGGGAUUAAUUGUAAUGAGGGACCAUCAUUGGUCAUUCCUCCUCCAAUCAACACAAAGCGCGCUUGGCUGCGGUGAGGGCGGAAUGCGGUUGGUGUUAUCAUUUUGGUGUUGCGUUGAUCUGCCGCUUGACCGUGUGACUCUCUCGGGGGUUGCUAGGAUGGGCUCGGGCCAUGCAAAUCGAAGGAGUAGGGCACCUUGGGCGGGCACUGCUGCUGUUUAUUGGUGUCAAUUCAAUUCUGGGCAAUACGGUACAGUAUAAUAAAGAAAUGUUGCCGCUGUACGUUGCUAGCUAUGGGCCAUGUGCCGUGCAAGAGGAUGAUGAUGGAGGGUACCGGUACCCCGCCCUGCAUGCCUCACGCCAGGAGGGGAGGACAAUGCCAUCGGGUUGCAUUUAUGCAUGGCGCGACGACUUCUGUGGAUUUCCCUAAAUAGUUUGCGAGCGACGGGAAUGACUGCUGGCAUACUUUCUAAAUAAUUGUUUCAAAGGAUAAAUGCAACUGCUUAUAAACGGUGUUCAGAACGCUUCCAGUCGUAGCAUGUAAGUUAAGCAAGUCGCUCGCAACGAACCUAGUCUGUCUUCGCGAC